Messenger RNA from Neltuma alba, 684 nucleotides. Its product is annotated as cadmium/zinc-transporting ATPase HMA2-like. Gene Ontology annotation, cellular component: membrane. The record is from RefSeq and is a predicted model, not a curated record. Gene Ontology annotation, biological process: transmembrane transport. NCBI's taxonomy places the organism in Eukaryota, Viridiplantae, Streptophyta, Magnoliopsida, Fabales, Fabaceae. The transcript is spliced from 3 exons. Gene Ontology annotation, molecular function: transmembrane transporter activity; metal ion binding. The annotation marks the transcript as partial.
CUCUUAAAGCCUCUGUCUGCAUACAGAUUCAUGCCGAUUGCUUCAUCAACUUUUCAUCUUUCCCAUUCUAAACAUCACCAGGCCUCUGAUUCAGCUCUGCUUUUCCUGGAAUCUCUGUUUCGGAGAAGUUUCAGAAUCUGCAGAAUUUGACAGGGAUUGCAGUUCUGUGUGUUCUGUAACGUCGCAGCCUGAUUCAAUAAUCAAUCAUGACGGAGCAGGAAAGGAAGCAGGAAGGAUCAGGGAGGAAGGUGAAGAAGAGCUACUUCGAUGUGGUCGGAUUGUGCUGUUCCUCGGAGGUUCCGCUCAUCGAAAACAUCCUUAAACCUCUGGAAGGGAUCAAAGAGGUGUCGGUCAUCGUCCCUUCUCGAACCGUCAUUGUCGUGCACGACACUACUCUCAUUUCGCAGUUUCAAAUUGCUAAGGCGCUGAACCAGGCAAGGCUGGAGGCUAACGUGAGGGUGCACGGGGACGAGAAUGAGAAGCAGAAGCAGAAGAAAUGGCCGAGCCCUUACGCAUUAGCGUCUGGCAUAUUGCUGGCUCUCUCACUAUUCAAAUACGUGUACGGUCCCCUCCAGUACGUGGCCUUGGCUGCCGUGGCUGCUGGCCUUCUUCCCAUUCUUCUCAAAGCACUCUCCUCUCUCCGCCGCCUUCAUCUUGACAUUAACAUCCUCGUCCUCGUCGCAG